AUGUCGUCGCUCUACCAUCCUCACCCAUCCGAGGACGACGAGCCAUCCAACAAGCGCCGCAAGGUCAACACCUGCCUCCAAUGCAAGGCGCGCAAAGUCAAGUGCGACAAGGUAAGGCCGCUCUGUGGUCCCUGUCAGCGUCGACGUGUUCCGGCAGACCGAUGUGUGUUUGCGGACGAGGCGGAUCCAGAGACUUUGCAGCACUACUUGGGACCCGACUACCUGGCUCAGCAGGGAUACGAUGUCAACGAGGUCGACUCACAGCCGAGCACAUCAGCAGCAGGGCUGCUGGGUCUGCAGAACCCACAGGCUCGUGCAGUGCUGGACCGGAUCACACAGCAGAUGCGCCAGGGACAAGAAGCGAAUGGUGAGCUCGGCGCAGCUUACGGGUCAAAUGGAAUUCUAGGGGGCGAUCAGUUGAACAACAAUGGUGUGGCACAGGCCGCAGCAGCUGCAGCAGCAGUCGAUCCUAGCUUGGCCGGAAGCUUAUUGGCGAGCAGUAGUGUCGCAGCCAACGGCAGCUCUGCAGGCAAAGGCGAUGCUGACGCAGUUAGCACUCUGCUGGAAGGCAACCUGUUCCCCUUUGCAUGCGAGCCGACGCAUGAUCGCACCAAGCUCAUCUUGGGACUGCUUCCCAACGACCACGUCGUCAAUGUGCUGCUCGACAGCCUGCGCACCUUCGAGACCAAGUCUCCGCUCGGCAUCAGUUGGCGUCUCAUCCGAGUGCAGCUGAUCAACCUGCGUGGCGACAUUUCGGACUGGAGGACGGGCCAGCUGGAGGAGCCCGAUGUCGAUCUGACUUUCCUAGCGCUUCUGUUCGAGCUCAUGGUGGCGGCGAUCGACUGCAAGCCCGUCGAGGAAAUCAUCAGCGAAGGUAUCGCUCUGACGGCAGAACAGGUGCCAGAGAUGACAGAGCGCUGGCAUGCUACCUGCCAAGCGCUUCUCGCGAUGAGUGACUUUUGGCACGAGCCCAACUUCAACACGGUCUGCACCGAGUUUCUGUUCUAUCUCUACGAGCUGCGACGAGGGCGAACACGAGUCGCCUCACAUCAUCUACAGAGCUCAUUUCAAAGCGCAAAGGCGAUCUGCAUGCAUCAGCUGGGCUCGGCUCAAGACGAUGCAGAGAGAUGGCAGGCCACUGCCGAGACGGACGAUGUCACCAUCCGAACGGGCGCGGUCACAGCCAUGCGCAAGGCGCAGUUCGAGGGUGGCGAAGUGUACGCCAUCAGCGAAGAGCAAAUUGCACUCGAAUCAAUCCGCGAUCCUUCCACCGUUCGUCGUCGAGAGCUGCUGCAGACCAACAUCCCCGAUCGCACGCACCUCGUUCGCGAAGCAGCCCGCAUGUUGUGGGUAUCGAUAAAGUGGCACCUUGGAAUGAUCACGCCACCUGCGCCGCUCGGGGAGCCCAUCGACAGCACGAGCUGGUCGACAUCACUUGGCUCGAUCGACGAAGCACACCUCCCCGACGGCGAGUCGGCCGCUCUCCCAACAGGCACGAGUCUGAGCUCGAUCUCAACGCACUUCUUCCAAUUCCUGUCCGCAUCAACGCAGUUCCUCCUCCGUCACCAGUCAACUCAGCACGCCUCCACAAACGGCACCGACCUGCUGACCACCAUCUCGGAAUGGAACAGCAUCGCCGAGUCGCACCUUGCGCAGAUGCGCGAUCUCGUCGGCGCCAACCGGGCGAUGCUCAACCAUUUCUCCCUGCUCAUCCAUCACUGGGUUCGAAUCCGACUCCUUCGUCCGCACCUUCACCAGCUUGAAUCCAGCACCACCCUUUCUGCCUCACGGACGACGCUCACCACCUCCUGCAGCGAAGCCCUGCUGCAAGUGCAAAAGAUCAUCGCGGCCUCCGAUGUGGACCUGUCGAUCUUUGCUCCGCUGAUCGUAACCGUUAAAGUGGACGCGACGCUGCUGCUUGCAUUGCAUCUGCUGCAUCGAGCCGGGUCGAACGAUUAUAACUCCUCGUCGGAGUGGCGCGAGGUGCGAAGGGUGGCCAAGAGCUCGUUGUUGUUGAUCUGGACACAUGCGGAGGAUGCGAAGCGCGGAAGGGUCAAGGGCACGCGGCAGCUGGUAGAGGAGGUGUUGUUGGCGGCGUUCGAGCGGAAGGCGGUGGCUCUGCGAGAGCUGCCCCGGGUAAAAGGCGAGGACGAGGAGGAAGGAGCUGGCGAGCUGGAUCGGGAGGAUCGGUUGGAUGCGCAUCUCGGUGCGCUCGGUGGGGAGUCGGGUUUGAAGGUGUACAGGGAUGCACUGUUGGGUGGCGAGAAGGUGCCGCCGCUCUUCUUCGAGCUCCUGGAUGGCUAUGUGCGCACGCUCUGA
Kalmanozyma brasiliensis GHG001 is the source of this 2319-nucleotide messenger RNA. Its product is annotated as Zn(2)-C6 fungal-type DNA-binding domain protein. The coding region runs from base 1 to 2319 and encodes 772 amino acids. The record is from RefSeq and is a predicted model, not a curated record. The transcript has 2 exons. Gene Ontology annotation, molecular function: DNA-binding transcription factor activity, RNA polymerase II-specific; zinc ion binding. Gene Ontology annotation, biological process: regulation of DNA-templated transcription. Lineage: Eukaryota; Fungi; Basidiomycota; Ustilaginomycetes; Ustilaginales.